Molecule: messenger RNA, 2520 nt
Organism: Theileria equi strain WA
Lineage: Eukaryota; Apicomplexa; Aconoidasida; Piroplasmida; Theileriidae
Exons: 1
Coding region: 1-2520 (839 amino acids)
Source: RefSeq, a predicted model, not a curated record
AUGCUUACAGUAAACAUAAGGAGGAAAUGCCCAAAAGGAGAGAAAGAUGACCACACGCCUAAAAGAUGUAAGUGUUCUCAUCAUUUCAAGGCAUCAUUGAGAGAGUUAUACAUCAAAGAACAUCUACAUUAUAAAGAAUGUCAUCAUAAUAGCAAUAACAUAAGGAUCACUAAUCUAACAUAUGGUGGACAAGAUCUUACUAUUACAGAUGGAGGAUCUAGCCUUACUAAGGAACGCAGGAUAAAUGACUUAUCCGUAUACUAUAGCUCAACUUAUGACAAUGGUGAUAAUGAUACCAUAGACAAACCCCUUAUACUAAGACUUAAGGAACACAAUGGAGGAACAUUCUGGUAUGAAAAUACCGGAGAUGGCAUAAAAUGGAAGAAGAUUGGGAAUACUGAUAAAUUUCCUAAAACAUACAACCAGUCUACUGAGGACUUUAUUAAGAAGCUCAAUAAGCUCACUUGUCGACUCCAUGAUCUCCAUGUUGUCGAUAUUAAGAAGAUAGAGACAUACAAAUGUGCAUGCAAUGAGACCAAAGUUACCCCAAUCACGAGGGAAGAUGGAGGUGAGGUACCUCCUGGAUAUAAUAAAUACAAGCACCAAUAUGGGAGUGGUAAAAGGUCAAUUAGGUAUGGUGAGGUUACCAUUAAAGAUGAAGAUGGUGGACCUCUUCCACUUGACGCUGAGGAAAAAACUUCCGAUCUCUCUGUCUACUACUGGGAAAAGGAUACUAAACGUACGAAACCUCUUAUUAUUGAAGUGAAUAUUGAAGGUAUAAAAGUUCAUUAUGGUAAUAAAGGAGAGAAAGACAACAAGAAAUGGGAAGAAAUAAAACCUAAGGGGGAUGAGGAUGAUGGUUUGCCAACACUUUCUAUGGAUGAACUUGAGAAAAAACUUAGAGAGCUCACCUGUGAGCUUUUCAAAUCAGAAGACAUAAGUCUCUCUCCGACUGGAGUAUCUUAUCUCAACCAAUAUUGUAAAAAGGAAUGGUGUAAGAAUGGUCUAAAACUUCAAUGCCGAAAUGAAAAUGAAGGGAAGGAACGAUGUGAGGCUCAGCAACAGCAACAACAAAGUCAACCUCCCCCUCCACCGCUUCUUCCUGUUAAAGCUCCUGUCCAAGAACCUAAAGAUCAAGAAACUGAAAAACCUAAACCACUUGAAGCUGCUGUUGCUGUUCGAACUCUUGACCCGGCACAUCUUGGACAGAAUGGAGUUCAACGUGAGGAGGUCCCAGCAGCAGACUUAUCUGACCAAGUUCCUGAUACAGAGUCUGAGACUAAGAUUCUAGGUAAUACUGUGGCUCAAAUGGCUGAAGAUGCUAUAGAUGGUGAAAGACUAAAACUACCUCCCGAACCUACUGUUCCUGAUCCUACUUAUACGGAUCGUGCUAAACUUUCUGAAAGACAAGUUGCUAUUUCUAAACCCAUGGAUGUUCCUUCUGGAAGGAGACUAGAUAAGUUAUCUGGGUCAGGAGGGGAAUCCCGGAUGAACAGCAUUUAUGGAGGAUAUUCUGGUUUUCCUUCUACUACUUAUGGUGGAGAUGUUAUUUAUGAGAUUUAUAAUAGAGAAAAAUAUGGAGAUACUUAUCCAUAUUUGCUACUCGAUGAAAGUUUUUCCGGUGACACGAUAUUAAUGCCAAAAGAUGUGGUUUUAUAUACUCUACCUCCUAGUGAAGAUGUUCCAGAACCCACUCCUGCAACUACUCAAAAUGCUAAAUUUGCUGUUACUAUAGAUGUAUCUGAUCCUAACAUUGAUACUGUCUCUACUGGUGCAGCUCUACGAGAGACUGAUACUGAUAAAGCUGGACCUGGUGGAGGGUGUAAGGGAGCUCCUAUUGAUCAAUGGAUCAAAGACCCUAUUAAUCCCAACGCUAUGUUCAAAUGUGAUGAUAAUGAAGGAGUUAUUCGUAUUCUAGGUGCUUCUUCUGGUGAAGACCAAGCUGGUCCUGAACCUGCUAGGCCUAAACUUACUGUUGAUGGUGUUGUUAGUACUAAAGAAAGUGGAGGCCCUGGUGGAAAAGUUCCUGUUCAAAAAACUGAUCGAACACGAGUUACUUCUACUACUGGAUCUUCUAUAGCUUUUCCUAAACCACAUACUCUUUCAUCUAACCAAACUUCUGGUACUGGUACUGAUGGUCAAGAUGAAUCUAGAAGAGACUCUAAGGGAGGUGGACCACUUCCUUUCGUUCCAGGACCUAAACCUGAAACUUCCGUUACUAUAUCUGGCUCUACAUCUUCUGAUACUCAACAACGUACUAGCACAUCUAGUAAAGUUUCUUCUACUGAAGGUGGUGGAGGACUAGACUCUAAUAACAGUCCAUCUGGUGGAGAAUCUCCUACUACUUCUCCUCAAGAAGGUCAAACUGCUGCUCUUGCUGUCGAAUCUGUUGGCAUUACUGCUAUUCUCACCGGAUUAGGCUCUACCUCUGGUACUCUUACAGGAGCUGGUGGUCUUACCGGACUCGGUUGGUGGGCAUUUAAACGUUCUAAAGGAGAUCCUUGGGUUAGACAGAUUUAG